This is a messenger RNA of Drosophila virilis, 563 nucleotides long. RefSeq lists its product as uncharacterized. Lineage: Eukaryota; Metazoa; Arthropoda; Insecta; Diptera; Drosophilidae. The record is from RefSeq and is a predicted model, not a curated record.
ACUCGUCUCGCGUCAAUCACAGUUCAGUUUUAGCCCGCGUAGCGUCAGGUCCUUUUGAGCAAUGUCCUCCUCCAAUGCCACGUUGUAUUACACAGCCAUCGACGAUAUGUUCAAGGAGCUGUUGCUGGACACAAGCGCCGAGGAGCAGCUGGACCAUGCUGAGAUUGAGGAGCCAUUGAUGGCCACGCCCAAGCGUCUGGUUCGCAUACGCAAGCAGAAUUUGUUCGCCAAGGAGCAGAAAGAGUUCGUCAUCUGCCGCCGCCUGCCGUUGCCCGCAACCAAGUCAGAUUUAUCCCCGAGCAGUCAGGAGCUGCGCAAGGAGCGACAGGCGGAUGAGCUGCUGCGUCUGCGCCGUCAGCGCUGCGAGGUCGAGCAGAGGAAACCGAUGCGACGCCUCACAAUGAGAAUUUAAACGAUCCUGCGAUCGAUAACAAUCGAUCGAUUUUGCAAUCGAAUGCAGUGCUUCCGUGCCUUAUGCUUUAAUUUUAAGCCUCUUCUUAUAAGUUGUUCUAAGUAUGCAAUGGUGAUUCAAUUAGUUAAUACAAAAACCUUUAAAACAACAA